AUUUGACAUCGUUCAUUCGCAAUUGUCUCUGUCAAAAGAUUCUUUUCCGUCGUUCUUCGUUUACCGUAUCGGAGGUUAGAAAAAUGACUCGCAAACGCCGUAACGGAGGACGGGCCAAACAUGGGCGUGGGCACGUUAAGGCUGUAAGAUGUACCAACUGCGCGCGUUGCGUGCCAAAGGAUAAGGCUAUCAAAAAGUUUGUGAUCAGAAACAUUGUUGAAGCGGCUGCUGUCAGAGACAUCAACGAGGCCUCCGUUUAUGCUUCAUUCCAGCUCCCUAAGCUGUAUGCAAAGUUGCACUAUUGCGUCUCAUGUGCUAUCCACAGUAAGGUAGUCCGUAACAGGUCUAAGAAGGACAGGCGUAUUCGUACACCACCCAAGAGUACCUUCCCAAGGGACAUGGCGAGACCGCAAAAUGUGCAGAGGAAGUAAAUUUUAAUUAAAAAAUUAAUGUAAAACCCAA
Vanessa atalanta (red admiral) is the source of this 462-nucleotide messenger RNA. It is a transcript of the gene RpS26, whose product is annotated as 40S ribosomal protein S26. The record is from RefSeq and is a predicted model, not a curated record. Bases 84 to 431 code for a protein of 115 amino acids. Gene Ontology annotation, molecular function: structural constituent of ribosome; mRNA binding. The transcript is spliced from 3 exons. Gene Ontology annotation, cellular component: cytosolic small ribosomal subunit; ribosome. Lineage: Eukaryota; Metazoa; Arthropoda; Insecta; Lepidoptera; Nymphalidae. Gene Ontology annotation, biological process: translation.